UUCAGAAAACUAAGAUGUGUCAAGGGCAACAACUCCAACUCAUUUCUGACUUCUGACAGAGCCACUGUUAUUAUAGUAAUUUGAUGAAUUCUCAAAUGGCAGUAUCAAUUUGCAAUGUCCAUGGGAGAAAAUUCACUUGUACCACAAGAGUACGCUUUGAAUGAAAUAAGUGACAUGGUGAUUUGAAAUUAGAGGGCUUCUGGUCUUUAAAUCUUUUGGCGAUGUUACUAUCAUUUAUCAAAUGACAGAAUGAGAGUUUGGCAUAGCCUUGAAUAUUACCUAAAGAGACUUUUAAAUCUCUGCAUUUUCUACAUAAUUACCAUAUACACUUCAAAUGUUUCAUUAAAAUUGAGGCUAUUCAAAAAGUUGACAGGCUUUUCAAAGAGAAAAUAAAUUUUAAAACUGUUGGAACUAACACAAGUUCAUCGUAACACCAUAACACCAUGAUGGGAAAAAAUUGAAAGAGUUAAAUAAUUAAGACUGUCAGAAGAAGCACAUCCAAACAUGAGAGAUGAAUGAAUCUUUGCAAAGUCUUUUCCAGGAAAGGAAAACAAGAAAAUUCAUUGGCAUCUCUAAUCCUCAAAUUCGAGCAGAAAUAACAGAAAAUGCAAACUCAAACUUCGUCAAUAUCAGACCAAACCCUACAUGUCACCAGUGUCGGAAACUGGUGGAGGAGGUUACGCGCCUCAGACUUCUCCUCAAAGAGGGGCUCGGAUCUAUGCAGUUGAGGAACCCUGGCUGGAAAGAUGAGUACGCAGAAGAUCCAGAACAGAUCAGUCCACGCGUCAACGCUGCGUUUGUCUACAAAAAGAGCCAGUCAAAGGCUGAAGAAAUUCAACAACUGCGCAGUGAGGUCACGCGCCUUCAGAGGGAAUUACGUCUCAGGUCAGAGGAGGUCUACAGACUAAGGGGCGUAGAUAUCAAAGAUACCAGCCAACAUCAGGGAACCAGCAAACCAAAGAAUGUAAGAGACCACCACACUUUGGGAGACACGGACAGCAAAGUAAAGAGCAUGUACCUACAGCUUUACCAGAGGGAGUGGAGUCAGGCGUACGCCCACCAAAAACAUGGAGGUGUGGCCAAGAACACCGCCCAUGGAAAUUUGCUGAAUAUUAUUCUGUUGUCCUUCAGCCAAUGUAGAGAGAUAGCAGAUGAGCAGUUGACACAGAUUUUACAGGCCUCCUCUCUGUGGGCCCCAAAGACUUCCCCUCAUUCCCCAGAAAACCCCCCGCCUCAGUCAACCGCAGGCAACAAACAGAGAACGCCUCCUCGCACCUCACAGCAGCCAAUGAAAAGAAGAUCAAUCACAAGCCAAGAUGACUCAAAACUCUCCAAUCCUUUGUACAAAGAUGCAGUAUCAUUCCAGCGCAGAAUCUGUGAACAACUUCUACCCCAUGUUCAACAGAGAGUGUCAGCUGAUAUCAUGAAAGUUGUGGAUCUAAGUCCAGCCAUGAAAUCCAGUGCUGUUAUCAGAACCUACACAAAUUGCUGUAUACAAACUGCUUGGAAGAUUGCCAUGGAAACAGACCGAGUCCACCUUGACAACAGUGUAGUUCGGUUUUCUGACUUUGAUACAGUCAAGUAUGACUUUUAUGACGAGGAGUUGGAAAACUUUGACUAUGUUGUGUGGCCAGCUCUGCUCUCAGGGAAUUCACAGUUAAUUGCUAAAGGUGUUGCUAUGGCUACAUCAAAAGUUAGAUAGCAUGUUCAGAGAAUGACCAACACAAAGCCUUUUUAUUUUAAGAAAAAGAAUAAAACACUGGAUAAAAACUGUUAAAACAGUUUUCUUUAUGUUCCUGAAUGUUUGAAGCCAGCAAGGCCUUAGCAGGUUCUUGUCAUAUUCUGCAUAACAAACUGCAUGUAUGACCAUAGGUAAAUGUGCCACCAUUGUUUUUAUAUAUACCUGUAUCUAUAAAACUCUACCACAACACACCUCAAACAGUUUCUUUGUUUUUUGUUUGGAAAAAGUUUGAUUCAUCUCAUCCAUCAAUUUGUGUACAAUGGCUUAAUUAAACAAAGUAUACAUAUUAAAACAAAUUAGCUGAUUCUUUGGUAGAAAUAAAACAACCAACCAAAUUCUUCUUUGUUUCUUUUAUUUACAGAUUUUCUAGUGUUUGGUAAUAGAUACUGGAUGAUAAUAAUAAAAUAAUGUUAUUAACAAUGAUUUCUAAAAUAGUGGACACAACAAGCAGUCAACAAUGCUGGUUAAUUCUUCAAGACAACAAUCACCCUGAAUUACAUGUAUAGAAACAGUACUGUACCAAAGCCAUGUUACCAAGGGGAAAAAAUCAUGGAUUUCCGAAUUCUAACAAAGAUUCAGAAAUAACAGUUGGAACUUUAAACUUAACCCAUUAACUACACAUCUGCAGAAGCCAUUUUGUGUUUAAGAUAACAUAUAUGCAAGAAUAUUUUGAGUUCUCCAUAUUGGUACAUACAUUUUGCCAUACACCCACUGUCUACACAAGUUCUACCAAAACACAUCCAUAUACAUGUUCUUGAAAAUUGGGGUGAGCAGAUUUUGAUACAUAAGGCAAUAUUUCUGCAAUAUUGCAAUAAUAUGGAGUGGUCGGAACACAUCAGACCUUUAGCUGCCAUAAGCAGGUAUAACUUAAAAUGAAUGAGAACUGAUAACAGUAAAUGCAUGAGCAAAAAUUACUGUAUUGUAAAUAAUAACAAAAUGUCUGAGACUUACUGACAGUUUCUGAUUGAGUAACUUCAGGAGAUUAUUACUUUUUUUUU
Messenger RNA from Magallana angulata, 2739 nucleotides. RefSeq lists its product as uncharacterized. The coding region runs from base 512 to 1702 and encodes 396 amino acids. Lineage: Eukaryota; Metazoa; Mollusca; Bivalvia; Ostreida; Ostreidae. The record is from RefSeq and is a predicted model, not a curated record. The transcript is spliced from 9 exons.